Molecule: messenger RNA, 195 nt
Organism: Penicillium daleae
Lineage: Eukaryota; Fungi; Ascomycota; Eurotiomycetes; Eurotiales; Aspergillaceae
Exons: 2
Coding region: 1-195 (64 amino acids)
Source: RefSeq, a predicted model, not a curated record
AUGGAUCGUUGGAACCGCGAUGUCGACAGGAUCGUCCUGGAUGCCGCCUCAAGCGAUCCGGUCGAGCAGCCCAAGGUCAAGACAGCCAUCGUCUGCCCCCUACCAUAUACGGCACUGGAAUUGGUCCAGGAUCUGGAAAAGGCCUCUCUACGCAGAGUGGAAGCGCUUACCGUCUUUCCGGGUCAGAACGAGUAG